This is a messenger RNA of Mirounga angustirostris (Northern elephant seal), 9275 nucleotides long. It is a transcript of the gene AFG2A, whose product is annotated as AFG2 AAA ATPase homolog A. NCBI's taxonomy places the organism in Eukaryota, Metazoa, Chordata, Mammalia, Carnivora, Phocidae. Gene Ontology annotation, molecular function: ATP binding; ATP hydrolysis activity. Gene Ontology annotation, cellular component: cytoplasm. Bases 100 to 2781 code for a protein of 893 amino acids. The transcript has 16 exons. The record is from RefSeq and is a predicted model, not a curated record.
GGAGUCUCGCUGACUUCUGCCCCGGAAGUUUUUCUUCCCCAGAACCGAGCACGUUGGGAGCCGGUUUUGCGGUGGCUUUUCCUAGGCUGCCUCCUGAUCAUGUCUUCCAAGAAGAACAGAAAACGGCUGAACCGAAGCGCAGAGAAUGGUUCAACCUCGCCCUCCUCUGCUUCCUCUCCUUCGGGGCCCCCUGCUCCUUCUGCUGGGCCAGGCACGGCGGCAGCGGCCGGGAUUCUGGUGGUGACCAACUUCUUAGAAAAGGAUGACAAAGUUCCUAAAACAUUCCAGAAUUCCCUUGUUCAACUUGGACUCAACACUAUGAAAUCCGCAAAUAUAUGUAUAGGUCGACCAGUGUUGCUUACCAGUUUGGAUGGAAAACAAGAGGUCUAUACGGCCUGGCCUGUGGCAGGAUUUCCUGGAGGUAAGGUUGGCCUGAGUGAAAUGGCACAGAAGAAUGUGGGCGUGAAGGUUGGUGAUGCCAUCCAAGUCCAGCCAUUGUUGGGUGCUGUGCUACAGGCUGAGGAAAUGGACCUGGCACUCAGUGACAAAAAUGUGGAUAUUAAUAAAGAACAACUGACUGGUUGUCUUCUGAGAAAAUUAGAUGGCAAGAUUGUUUUACCAGGCAACUUUCUGUAUUGUACAUUCUACGGACGACCAUGCAAAUUGCAAGUGUUGGAAGUGAAAGGGACAGAUGGCAAGAUAUUGAGAAGGCCUCAGAAUGACUCUGACAUUGAUGCCAAGGGAAUGGCCUAUGAACAGUCCAGCAGAGAAACCAGUACCCUGGAUGUAUCCCUACAACUAAGCCAGUUAGAUCUGGAAGAGCCUCGGGACCCAACAUCAAGCAGUACUCCUUGCAAACCAGUAGAUGACAGAAUGAUAAAUAAAGCUAGUGACAUUUUGUCGGAUGUUACACAGAGUCCUGGGGACAGCAGCGGACUUGGACUAGGGGAAGUCACAGGACUUAAAUGUAGUUUUGAGUCAGCCAGAGGAAGAAAUGAGCAACUUGUCAAUGAAGAGAGAUUGCUAAAGUCAGCAUGUGUGGGAACAAAGUGCAACACUGAUAUUUUUUAUUUUAUUUCUUCAACAACAAGAGUCAAUUUUACAAACAUUUGUACAAAUUCAAAAGAGCAAGACAACCAAUUCAAAGUAACGUAUGACAUGAUAGGAGGCUUAAGUAGUCAGCUGAAAGCAAUUAGAGAGAUUAUUGAAUUGCCUCUCAAACAGCCUGAACUUUUCAAGAGUUAUGGAAUUCCCCCACCUAGAGGAGUGUUACUCUAUGGACCUCCAGGUACUGGAAAGACAAUGAUUGCCAGGGCGGUUGCUAAUGAAGUUGGAGCCUAUGUUUCUGUAAUUAAUGGUCCUGAUAUUAUAAGCAAAUUCUAUGGGGAGACAGAAGCAAGGUUACGGCAGAUAUUUGCUGAAGCCACUCUACGGCACCCAUCAAUUAUUUUUAUUGAUGAGCUGGAUGCACUUUGUCCUAAGAGAGAAGGGGCUCAGAAUGAAGUGGAAAAGAGAGUGGUAGCGUCACUCUUAACACUGAUGGAUGGUAUUGGUUCAGAAGGAAGUGAAGGACAGGUGUUGGUCCUUGGGGCCACAAAUCGCCCUCAUGCCUUAGAUGCUGCACUUCGAAGACCUGGACGAUUUGAUAAAGAGAUUGAGAUUGGAGUUCCUAAUGCUGCAGAUCGGCUAGAUAUUCUCCAGAAACUGCUUCAAAGGGUACCCCAUUUGCUCACUGAAGUUGAACUGUUACAGCUGGCAAAUAGUGCUCAUGGAUACGUUGGAGCAGACUUGAAAGCCUUGUGUAAUGAAGCAGGUCUUUAUGCCUUAAGGAGAGUCCUGAAGAAACAACCUAAUCUCUCUGAUGGCAAGCUGGCUGGAUUGGUGAAGAUUACUCUAAAUGAUUUCUUACAGGGGAUGAAUGACAUCAGGCCCAGUGCCAUGAGGGAAGUAGCAAUUGAUGUACCAAAUGUAUCCUGGUCAGAUAUAGGAGGACUGGAAAAUAUCAAACUGAAAUUGAAACAGGCUGUAGAAUGGCCCUUGAAACAUCCAGAGUCUUUCAUUCGAAUGGGUAUUCAACCACCUAAAGGAGUUCUUCUGUAUGGACCACCUGGAUGCUCUAAAACAAUGAUUGCAAAGGCUUUGGCCAAUGAGAGUGGCCUGAAUUUCCUAGCUAUAAAGGGGCCUGAAUUAAUGAAUAAAUAUGUUGGUGAAUCUGAAAGAGCAGUUAGAGAGAUCUUCCGAAAAGCGAGAGCAGUGGCCCCUUCCAUUAUUUUCUUUGAUGAACUUGAUGCCUUAGCAGUUGAAAGGGGCAGUUCUUUAGGUGCUGGGAACGUAGGUGACCGUGUUCUGGCUCAGCUCUUAACAGAAAUGGAUGGCAUUGAACAGUUAAAGGAUGUGACAAUUUUGGCAGCUACUAACCGCCCAGAUAGGAUAGACAAGGCUUUGAUGCGGCCUGGAAGAAUUGACAGAAUCAUCUAUGUGCCUUUACCAGAUGCAGCAACAAGAAGGGAAAUAUUUAACCUGCAGUUUCACUCUAUGCCGAUCAGUAAUGAUGUGGAUCUGGAUGAACUCAUCCUCCAAACAGAUACAUAUUCAGGAGCAGAGAUUAUAGCAGUCUGUAGAGAGGCAGCCCUUCUGGCUCUGGAAGAAGACAUUCAAGCCAACUGCAUUAUGAGAAGACAUUUUACUCAAGCCUUGAGCACUGUGACACCGAGAAUUCCUAAAUCACUGAGACGUUUCUAUGAAGAGUAUCAAGAGAAGAGUGGGCUACAUACACUCUGAGAAAGUAUACAUAUUCAGUAUGCUAAAAACGCUUACUAGAGAAAACUUGUUUCUUUUUUAAGAAUUUUUUCUUGAGACUGUCAGAAAAUAAGCAAAGUGUCUGAAAUAUGUUGACUGGAAAUUGAGAGGCUUCAGUGGUUAAAGACAUUUUAAAUGAGAUGGAUACAAUGAAAAUAUCCAUGAAAGUCUCUGGACAUGAGUUUAAAUCAGUUUUAUCUGGAUAUGUGUGCUGAGUUUUAAAAAUCAAACUUUAGCUUUUUCAUUUUUGACCUGGUUUAUUCAUCCCAUGAAAUGCUCUCCUAACUCCAGAAUCUUUUUCACUGCAUUCCUAAGUGCCCAGCCUAUGAGCAUCAGUUCUAUACAAGAACAUAAAGAAUGCAUGUGGAUUAGUCCAUAGUGAGAAAGAUUUACAGGUCUUUAUUUUUAAAGGCCAGCCAGUGAAAUAGCCAAAUGCACCAAUCAGAUUUAUAUAUAUAUUUUUUAAGAUUUUAUUUAUUUAUUUGACAGAGAGAGACACAGCGAGAGAGGGAACACAAGCAGGGGGAGUGGGAGAGGGAGAAGCAGACUUCCCGCCGAGCAGGGAGCCCGAUGCGGGGUUUGAUCCCAGGACCCUGGGAUCAUGACCUGAGCCAAAGGCAGACACUUAACAACUGAGCCACCCAGGAGCCCCUGCACCAACCAGGUUUAUAUGGCAUGUUUCCAGAUAUGUUUUGUUUUCAUUAUAAUUCACACCUACAUUUUUGCUUUGGCCUUCUUAAUCUGUACUUACGGUGAUUAAAAAAAAAAGAAUUAAGAGUUAUUUCAUGUAAUGCCCUUUGCAAAUUUAAAAAAUUGGAAGUAUAAUCCCAAUCCAGGCCUAGAGCAACAGAGUUGUUUUGUUUCAUAAAAUACUAUAAAUAAAUUGUAUGUUAGUGUUUUAAUUUGCACCCAUUUUCAGGUUACCAAUAAAUUUUUUCAGUUCAAAGAUAAACCAAAUUGUACUCUUAAUUAUAUUGUCUUAUGCUGCAUUCGAAAUACGUAUAUUUGUGCUCCUAAUUAUUUAUCUUUAGGAUUUCUUGACACUUUAAUAUUCCAUAAAUAUCUUUGAAAAACUGUCAGAAAUUGACUCCCUGACUUCCAGUUGAGAAGUUGGCAAUGGAAAGAAUGUGCACUGAGACAUGCUCACUGUAGAUCUUUGAAAAUUUCCAGAAAGAUAAGUCAGGCGAGAAAUACCUGAUGAUCACAAUAAUGGGACUAUACGGUGUUGUAUUCUGAAGUCAUGUCUCAAAAUAUCUUAUCCUUUGACUAUCAAAAAUAGAUUUGUAAGGCCUUUUUUUUCCCCAGACUACAUUGGGUUUAUUAGUAUAUACAUAAAACCACCCAGGUAACAAAGAAUAUGACCACUACUUAGAGCUGUGCUGCAAAUGCAAUAGCUACUAGUCACAUAUGGCUAUUUAAGUUUAAAUUUUAAUGAAUUAAAAUUAAAUGAUACUAAAAAUGUAGUUCACCAGACACGUUAGCCACAUUUCAAGUGUUCCAUAGCCACCUGUGACAAGUGUCUGCCGUGUGGACAGAAUAGAUUGUAGAACCAUUUCCAUCACUAGAACAUUCUGUUGGUUUCUGCUGAUUUAGAAUAUAAGGCUCACACAAUGAAAUAAACAGGACCUCAAGAUUACUUUUAUGCUUCCCAUUUUCAGAAAAUAAGAGAAAAACCUUAUCCCCAAAGGCCUAAACAGAAAAAAAAAAAAAAUUUAAAUUCUCACUGCCAAUAAAAUAAAAACCAGCAAUAAGCUUGAACUAGCACAGGCUCUCAGGCUGGAAGCUGGGUGGUGGGGAGGGAAGGGGGCAAUCUCAGUCAACAAGGAGCUCAGCUGUUAAUGACCACUCAGACCCUUCAGCCCAUGUGACAUAGAAGUCAUAACCAAGGGCGCCUGGGUGGCUCAGUUGGUUAAGCGACUGCCUUUGGCUCAGGUCAUGAUCCUGGAGUCCCGGGAUCGAGUCCCGCAUCGGGCUCCCCGCUCGGCGGGGAGUCUGCUUCUCCUUCUGACCCUCCCCCCUCUCAUGCUCUCUCUCUAUCUCAUUCUCUCUCUCAAAUAAAUAAAUAAAAUCUUUAAAAAAAAAAAAAAGAAGUCAUAGCCAAGCCUCAUACAUAAUGCCCAGAUCACUAAAGACCAACACCUUCAGUGUAAGGGCAAAUUAGAAAAAAAUUCCUCCUGCUGACCAGAGAAAUCACAAGGAGCGUCUCUUGACUUGCUCUGUGCUUUGGCUUUGAAAAGAAAAGAAGCAGCUCCUCUGAGAAUUCUUUGAGCUUACCUGACCACGGCUUCUGGGUUUGAAUUCACACCACCUUUGUGGUACAGAAGCUUGAAACCUAAAAACUAACAUGAAAAUAUGGAUCCAUGCUAAAAAUAUCCUUGGGAUGACUAGCAGUUCCAAUAGUUGGAGGAAUAUAGCCUUACCCAGGCCGCAGAAGAUUCCAACAGCUAAAACCCUACUUACAGAGUUUAUAAUCCCAAAGGAUGUGGAGCAGUGGAGCAUAAAUUGGUACAGCUACUUCGGAAAGCAACUAGCAUAUCUAGUAAUGUUGAAGACCCGUAUAGUCUUCAGAGUUCUCCUCGGUGUAUGUCUCAGAGCAAGUUGUUUUCAAGGAGGUCAUGAUUAAGAAAAUCAUAGCACUAGUAUUUAAAUAGUAAGAAACUAGAAAUGAUCUAUCCAUCAGUCAGAGAAUGGAUUUCUAUGGAUACCCAUACAAUGCAAUACUUAAGGCAGUAAAAAAGUAAUUAAAGCUACAUGGAAAAUGGGAAUUUCAAAAAGAACAUUUCAGAAAAAUAUAUUUAUUUAAAGUUUAAGGCAUGCAAAAUAAUAUAUGUUGUUUAUGGGAACACAUGUAGUAGAAGAAUACAUGGAGGGAAAUGAAAAGCAUCAAAUACCAGGGAGAAUUUCCUCAGGGGAGAAAAGUUGAAAUGUCCUAUCUUAAACUGGGUGAUGUGAAUACAGGUGUUGAUUGUAAUCCAGUCUACACUUUUUUAUGCCUAAGUAUUUCAUAAUAAUGUUUAAAAGAUCAGCCUUAAACUGACAAGUUAUACUGCAAAGGGCAAAAUGCAUCUCAAGCCCUGUUCUGCGUUCCUAACGAGCAUCACAAUCCUAUCCUUCCACCCAGUCAGUGGACUUCCAGUGCAAUCCACGAUGCCUACCACCCCGUGUGUCUGGAAAAUCAGAAGUACCAGGAUGAUAGAAUAAAACCCAAGAAGGCAAAAAAAGGAUCAGGCUUUAGGACCCAGGAAAUGAGAAAUUUGUUGGUGAGAGUUAGUGGUUAGGUGAUCCUUCUCUGAGGGGAUAAAUCUGGAGUGAGAUCUGUUUCCAUGGCACUGUGGUCGCUCAAGGAGCAGGAAGUUAAGAAUUUAAAAAGAUUUUAGAGCAUUACAUCUUUAAUCUAUUACAAACCAAUUAUUUUUUUCUAUCUUUAGAUAGCUAAUUAUUAUCGUUGAAAAGGCAAUGAUCAUCUUUAUUUGAAGUUUGUGCCCUUUUUAUAACAGUACCAGUAAAAACCUGAGUCAUAGAAAAGAGCAGGUCAGGUGUCACUAAUAACAGUUUACCCCAGCUUCAUCUCUGUGAGGGCUUUACUUCUGAUGCCCGAGUCUCCUAUGUGUGGAUUUAAAAUCGUGUGUAUUAUUUGGGUUUGUUUGUGAUUGAAUGACACAGUAUAGUUCAUGGAAAAUUUAAGUGCAGCAAGAAAAGAAAACGUCCAGCUUCCUGUCUUAAGAAAACAAUUUGCUUUAUUGGCAUCUGGUCAAAUGUUUGUCGUUGGUCCAGAUUCUCUUCAGGGUUUCAGGAUACUCACAUUGACACUUUUUGUUUUUUUUUUCAGUGUUCCAAGAUGGUUUUGUUUCAAUAGUCAAAUUAGUGUUUCUUUCUAACAACAAAAUUUAGAAGAAUGGCUUCUAAUUUUUUACUCCUUUAUGACAAAGAAAGUGUAUUUCUAAGCUUAAUUCUGACUGCCCUAACUUUGCUUGAAAAAUGUUUAGUUCUGUGUUAUUUCUAAUAUAUAAAACAGGUUUUUUAAAUAAUGUAUAGGUUUUCCACUUUGGAAAAAUAAUUAUUGAAUUUAUAGAAAAACCAAGCUUGAGUGUAUGUUUAAUUUAUCUUAAUCAGGAGAAGGCUGCAGAAAAGUUGCUAUAAAGAUAGAAUGAAGUUAUUUCCCUGGCCUGUUGUUACUUAAAUUUCUGAAGGUGAGGUUGUUAGAGUUUUGGUUCAUUUUGUCAUGUUUCCCUGAGUCCUUCUGUUAAAGAUGAGCACACACCAAAACACCUUUUGAAAUUAUAUAUGGGUUGAAUUUGCAGGUCCACAUAGAAAUUCUAAUGCUCCAAGUUGAUUUGCUUUCCUUCCUUCAGUUUCCAUUAUAACAGUUGCAUGCAUGGAUAGGCUUUUUACCUACUAUCUGUCAAAUAUACCCCAGUAGCCUAUAUCUUUUAGGACUCACUUUUGGGGAAAAGAAUUCAUUCUAGCAAAUUUAGGCAGAAAGAGUUGUUACAAGGUUUUAAAUGGGUUACAAAAUUAUUGAGAAAUUUGUAGACUCCUCUUUCAAGACCCAGUGAUAAACAUUUCUGGAAAGAUGGUUAAAAUGACGCACUUAAGGUACCACACACAACAAAACCCAAAGAAAUGAAAAGAAAGAAAAAUAGAGUUCAUCUAUGCUGAAAUCAGGGAAUGGAUUAAACCCCAGGUAAAGUAUUUCAAAGGCUAUCCGUCAAGUACAACACAUUUCGGACCAACUUUUUUAAGUUGGUUAAUUCCAUGAAUUCCAGGAAGUUCAACAUCUUACUCUGCUUCAGAACACAUAUGAUGUGUUAAGACCCCAUCAAUUGUAAGACUAUUAAUUUAAAAACACUUUUUUGGAAAAAAUAAUAAAUUACUGUGAUUUUAAUAUUAUUACAUCCUGAUUUCAGAAACAUUAAAAUGUGAAAAAUAUUUGGGGCACCUGGGUGGCUCAGUCAGUUCAAGUGUCCAACUUUUGGUUUCAGCUCAGGUCACAAUCUCAGGGUCCUGGGAUGGAGUGUAGUGUCUGGCUCCACGCUCAGAGGGAGUCUGCUUAAGGAUUCUCUCUCUCCUUCUCUCCCUCUCCCUCUGCCCCUUGCCCCCCCACCCCCGCUCGCAGAGUCUCUCUCUCUCAAAUAAAUCUUUUUUAAAAUUGUGAAAAAUAUUCGUAUUAAAAUCAGUCAAAUACAGUUAAGUGAGUUGGGAACUGACAUGUGAUAGUAUGUUCAUAUGUUUGUCAUAAACCCACAGCAAUUAAACACUAUUGGCACCAACAUAAUCAUAAACAAUAAUAAAAAUGUUGACAGGUAAAAAGGAGAGUCAAGGAUAUGGAGCACAGAUUAUUUGGGGCCAGGAAUAAUCACAGAUUGAAAUAUCCCAGAGGGAAAUAGCAACAGGGGAACCAUGCCAAAAAUCUGGGGGGGAAAGUUUGGCAGUGGAGGAGAAACAAAGUACUGAAAGCUAGAGUACGUUAGGAGAGACACUUUCUGAGGAAAGAGGAAAAUGGUUUAGAAUACAACUGCUUUGAAAUCUCAAAAAUGUUAAAAUACAGGCAAUGUGAUAUGGGAUAUAAUAAAACAUUUGAAUAAGAUUCAAAAGGAACAGAGCUAAUGGAAUUUAUAAUUUAUUCCACAAAUAUGCUCCCACAGAUACAAAAUGGCAUAUUAUUUACCAUCUAAUGGUGAAGUAUUUAUUGUAGCCUUAUUUGUUAUAAUAGCAAAAUAUUAGAACAAUUCAAGUAUCUAUCAAUAGGGUCUAUUUAAAAAAUUAUAGUAUGUCCAUACAAUGGAACAUUAUAGUGCUAUAAAAAAAAUAAAUAAGCUCUUUAUAAACUGAUCUAGUAAUUUCCUCCAAGAUACAGAGAAUCUAAAUAACUUAUAACAAAUAUAUGCUUAAACUCUGCAAACAGAGAAUGCAUAAUAUUUUAUUCUCUCAUAUAAUCUAUAUAAAUUAUAUAAUAGGGUGUAUACACAUGCACAUACACAAAAUAUUUGCAAAUGCAGAAAUGUUGUAGAAUGUGCCCUAUAAUCACCAUGUAAUAAAACUAAAACUGAGAGGGGCGCCUGGGUGACUCAGUCGUUAAACAUCUGCCUUCGGCUCAGGUCAUGAUCCCGGGGUCCUGGGAUUGAGCCCCGCAUUGGGCUCCCUGCUCCGCGGAAAGCCUGCUUCUCCCUCUCCCACUCCCCCUGCUUGUGUUCCCUCUCUUGCUGUCUCUCUGUGUGUCAAAUAAAUAAAAUCUUUAAAAAAAAAACCCUAAAACUGGGAAAGGCAUCUGGGUGGCUCAGUCAGUUAAGCAGCUGCCUUCAGCUCAGGUCAGGAUCUCAGGGUCCUGGGAUCAAGCCCCUAAUCGGGCUCCCUGCUCAGGGGGAAGUCUGCUUCUCCCUUUCCCUCUGCUGCUUCCCCACCCCCUGUUGCUCCUGCAUGUUUUCCCGCUCUCUCUCAAAUAAAUAAAUAAAAUCUUAAAAAAAAAAAAAACAAAA